Scylla paramamosain (green mud crab) is the source of this 10831-nucleotide messenger RNA. RefSeq lists its product as uncharacterized. The record is from RefSeq and is a predicted model, not a curated record. Lineage: Eukaryota; Metazoa; Arthropoda; Malacostraca; Decapoda; Portunidae. The transcript has 7 exons. The coding region runs from base 527 to 1441 and encodes 304 amino acids.
UAAUUACCUCAUGCACACCACUAAGGAGGAGAAAAUAGAAAAGAAGCAUUUUAGUUGAUGCCCGCCACCGCCACCACAACACACGUAAUGGCAGCUUGGUGACGACCCGCCCCUCGCGCCUCCUGGCUUUGAACCUCUGCCGGCGGUACAGGCCAGUGCAGGAGUAAUUCUCGUAUUUCUUGGCUAAUACACUACGUGGCUGCCUCACCUGUGCUGGCUGGAGUGAAAUAAAGCUGCGGUAUUGGUUACUACGUGGUAUUCAUUCUGUGUAUCUGUCACUAUUUUUCAUUUUGUGUAUUUUCUUGUCAAUUCAGGGAGGUUAACUUGAGGUAGUGUGGCCGUUACCUGGAUAUCACCUGUCCAGUCACGUUCAGGGCCGUGGAGUGAGGAGCUUAUGAACCACAGUGGUAAACGCAAGUGCGAUUAUGAACAUUGUAUUCUGACAGCACGAAGGAGUACAGAUGCCCUCCCCAGCCAGGACAUAGAUAUUUGAUACUUACAUUUUCACCACAGCACCACGAGAAAGAUGGAAUGUGAUGGCAGCAGCAGUGCAGCUACCACCCCAGGGGAGGCUGCGACCACCACCACCACCACCACCACUGUCACCACUGCACCGCUGGACACCCCCACUGCACCCCUGGAGCCCCUGGAGCCCCUGGAGACUCCCACCACCCCGCUGCCCCCACCCUCUGGCAACACGAUCACCACUACAGACAACAUAUUUUCCCUGGAGGAGCCGCCUGGUCCCCCUCCUGCCUUCAGCUUCCCUAAUAGGAUGCGCCACGCCACCCCCUCAGGCCCUCCCCCAUCUUACGACGAAUGUCACAACCGAGACAGCCCACCGCCCACCUACGACUCUCUCUUUGGGCGUGUUCGGGAAGUCCAGAAAACGUCCAAUGGCAUCAUGGACCUGAUUAAGAACCUCAUCAUCCUUUUCGUUGGAACGGUUGGAUGCACUGUGAUGAUUGGGGUGACAAUAGUGAUUCCAGUGUUUAUGAUCAUCCUGGGGUCCCUCAAGAUGAAUGACUGCCCAGCCCAGCCUUACAUCCCUAUCUAUCUGGUGGUAGGGGGUGUUCUGGGGGUGACCAAGCCUGUGUUAGGGGUGCAGGGUCGCCUUCGUCGUCCCCUCACUGACGAGGAGGGAGCGGAUUUGCAGGAUGCGUCUAUUCCUUGGCACAGACGUUUGGAGUUCAGCGGAUCUAUCAACUUUUUCCUCAGUGUGUGGUUUGUUAUGGGCUGUGUGUGGGUGUACCGCAUCUAUGAGCCAAACUACUCCAACAAGGGGGCGAGUAACUACUGUGACCAGAUCCUGUACCAGUUCGCGUUCUGGCUCGUCACUUCUGUCUACAUCAUCGUUGGCCUCCUCAUCUCGUGUAUGUGUGGCUUGUCCAUUGCCACAGUGGUGCUGCAACAUAGUAGGGGUGCAGGGGAGGAGGUAUGAUGGCAGCAUGCUCUUUCUGGCAUCAGUUUACAGGCCAGAAUAAUUUGCAUGUGUGCCUUUCUGAUUACAUCUCUGUACCUUCUCUUCUGGAGAGUGUCCGACUCCUGCGACUCGGACAUCUGUGCGUGGCUGACCCCCAUACGGACCAUUGAGUUCGUGUGCGCUUUCCUGUUCUUCGGGUUCUGCUGCUGUAUGUGUGUGGGGCUGUGUGUGAAGUAGAGGGUUUGCUCUCUCUUAUAUCGUAAAGAUCGUGAAAGUUUUUGCUGCUUGUGCGUGUGUUUGUGUGUCUUUACUGCCAUAAGUCGUUUUUUAAGUCAGGAUUGGCACACAUCAUGGGAUCUGUGUUACAUUGAAGCCUGUUUUGGUCUCUAAGGUUAGUUAUCCUGAGUGCUUGUGUGUGAUUGUGUCACGGCUGCUCCUUGGUCCUCCUGUGUUGCUGGGCUGUCCGUGGCGAGUGUGGUGAGUUGACCGGCAAGUUCCUGUUCUGUCAGUCAAGGCUGGUGGUUCAAACCUGAUUCCUCAUUUUGGGCAUUUAUCGUUUGGUUUGUUUAAUUUCCGUAAGGUCCGAUUUGAUAGUGUUCUUGGAUGUUGAUCUCAAAACUUCACAUGAGAAGACUUUCCCUUGGUAUUUCACAUGGAUCUUUCUAAUAGCGUGUAAAGACAAUAGACGUAAUGCGUUGUAGUCGUGUCUUUGCUAUCACUCUGCUGCUGAGACUUGUGGGCAAUGUUUUCAUAGUUUUGUAAUUUUUUAAGCACUACACUAGGUUAUAAAGGCAACUAUUAUAUAGUAAACAUGAGAAAAUCACAGUCAUCUCCCAGUCCCCAAAAGCAACGUGAUGCUUGCAGCACUUGCACAAACACAGCAAGGACAUGAAAGAGAAUACAGUACAAAGGUAAUCUCAGACUGAAAGGUUGCGCGAGGUGGUGUGGGUGACCCAAGGCUUUAAUUGGUCGUUAGUUUCAUUCGUUAUAGCAUUUAUAAUUUUUUACAUGUAGACUUAUGACGAAAAGACAUUGAGUUGAGUUGUUUUGUUUCUUCUUGCUUUCUCGGUAUUUUACAAUUUUAUGAGACGAUUCGGUAUUGCAUCUUGCCUUGUUCCCGAGCAGACCUACAUAUCGUGUACACUAUAUUCACCGGUGCCUCACUUUCAUAUUUUAGCUGUUGUCUGGCAUUCUCUGCACACUGAAAGCCUCUUAACUCAUAGCUGUCUGCAUUUACUCAUUGGGGUGACUGUUCUGUGGCACUCUGGGAACUGGCACCUGAACAGACCUAUUCACUGGCACCCUCUCUCUAGCUUACUCUUUGAUGCUCGGCUGCCUCCAUUUCCUCAUUAGGGUGACUUGGUUCUGUGGCAUUUAGAGAACUGGCACCUGAACAGAAUAUCCACUGGCACUCUUUAUCUUUACCUUACUUUUUGAUACUGAUGCUGUGGGACUUUGAAUGCUCAUGUUGCAGGUCCUUUCAGCUCCAGGGCCCUGUGGAUGUCACCUGGGAUGUUGCCACUGGGUCUUAGAUCAGCCUCCACUUUUGUCUGUUGUGUUAGUUAAGGUUAUACAUUACCUUGCUCCAUUACCAAAGACCAUUCUCUCCUCUAGAUAUAUUUUUCUCUAUUCCCUUACCAAAGAUCACUCCAUCGUCUAGAUAUAUCUUUCUCUAUUCCCUUACCAAAGAUCAUUCAUUCAUUCAUUUCUUCCUCUAUUCCCUCACCAAAGAAGAUAACUCCUUCCUCUUGUCUCUGAGCAAAAAUAAUUCCUUUCUCUAUUGUCUCACCAAAGAUGAUAAUUCCUUUCCCUCUUCCCUUAGCACAGAUUAUUCCUUUCAUCUUUUCCAUUAGCAAAGAUUACAUCUUCCCAUACCAAAGAUGACACGUCCCUCUUCACAACACUGGAAAAGUCUGCACUCUGUAGCCUUGUGAUGAACCACGUUUGUGUUUCGCCAUGUAUUAGGAAAUUAUCUGAACUCUCCACUCUGUCAGUAUGAGUGAGUUUCCUCUGGUUGGCCAUCACAAUUAUGGAUAUUCUCUUAGGGAUGUUUGGGUCAGAAAUAGUUCCUGUAGCUUUGAGUGUUUCAGGAUUGAGAUUAGUCAGUGAGUUGGAUGUUGCUUUUAGCACUAGCACCCUCAGUAGGUGCAGGUACAGUCAUGGGUAUUAAUAGCACAACACAACAUGAUUAUUUCCAUCUUGUUUUGUAUAUCUCACGAUCUUAACUUCUCUUAUCUGCUUGCAAUCAGUCGUCAGGUGUUGUAGGACUGUCAUUGGAGCAGAGGACUUGAUUUAAGGGAGAACACAACAUGCAGUGCUGAGCGUGGCAUGUUGACUAUUAACCAGGACUGUUCAAACAUGGCAUGCAAACACUUCCCUUCUUUAGUUGUGCUGAUGGAAAUACUGGCAAACUUAUUUAAUCAAAUGUGAAACUGUAUAGUGUGUGAUGCGAGCAGUGUGGCCAACCUUUUGUACUGGCGUUUGUAUGUUUUUAUUCCUACAAGACGAGGCACAAAGGCUUAUCCUGGCUAGCACUCCUUCAAAGGGGGACCUGAGCCAAGUAUACAGACUUCUUUAUAUUACACUGUGCACAUAGCAUUGAUUUACUAGUAACUUAUUUAUCCGUCACAGAGUAUAGUAAAGGAAUUAACAUAUUGAUCGACCCUCUAGCAUUUCAUUAUACUGUUGUAGCAUUAAGCAUUCAUAGAUUCCUCCUUGCCCAGUCUGUUUUAUAGAUAACUAGUUGCACAUUCAUAAAUUUCUCACUCACUCAACUCUUUAAAUCUGGCAAGGUGUUUAUACUACUCUGUAUGUGUGGAUGGGAACUGACACUUGUUUAUCCAGAGUGACUGCAUUGAAUAUUAUGCAUUGUAGUAUUAAUGGCUCCCUUUGGCAACAUAUAUGAUUGGUGUCCAUGAUCUUGGCUCUGGAUGCCUGGGUGGUGAGCUUCUUGUUCUUCGUCUCUCAGUUCUUGUUAUCGCUUGUGUUCUGACUAUCUGGCAUUGAUGUUAUCUUGAUGUGUGAAAAUGUUAGAAUGUUAUGUUGUUGGUUGUGAAGACUUAGCACCUUGUUCAGCACCUGUGUUCUUAAAUAUUUAUGUCUUGUCUUGACCAAUUUUUUACAGGCUCUAGUGAAAGUGAUUAGGUUUUCAAGGAUGUUUUCAUUAUUCUACGAUAUUCUGUCCCACCAGUAUGAGAUGCAUCCAUGAGAACCUGACUAAUGGUUUCUGUGGCCUUUGAAAAGUGCUGAUGAGACAACAGUGUUUAAGAAUACAGGCAAAGUCACAUGAACUUUUUUCUUUUAGGGUUGAUGAUGAUAGGGUUGAAGAUUAGGAGGCACUCAGAGAAAACUUUCCUCCACCAAUGUCUUAAGGGUAUGAAAUGUGACGAAAAUUCUCUUUUGACUCGCAUGAAAUAUGAUAUUCUCGAUAGAUUUAUGCCUUGAAAUUUCACGGGAUUUGAAAAUAAUCUUGAAUCCACGUAACAUCUUUAGAUCUCAGAGGUACAUUUUUACCUGGAAACUAUUAAAGGCCAUUGAUGACUAAAGAUAUCUUGAGUACAGACAUCAAACAGUUUUGUGAAUACCUAACUUCCAGUAAUGAUAAUUAUGCAAUGUUAUGACAGUAAUGCACUGAGGGGCAGGAUGUCAGCACACAAUACUGCAUGUGGAUGUCUAGUGUGUGUGCCAGUGCCUGUUCUUGCAGUCAGAAGUGUCCUUAGGCUUUUUAUUGUACAUUGUGAGAUGAAAGAGAGGGACUGCUGGGAAGGAGUCAGAGCUGCAGUAGUCUUUGGCUCAAGAUGCUCAUCAAGGAAGCAUCUGAGAGCAUCAAGAUCUGAGGAACACACAUUAGCAGUGUAGGGGACUCAGGAAGUGUUUGCAUACAUCUGUGGGUCUUUAGAUGAGUCUGGGCUACAGUAAUCUUUGGCUGUUUGGCUCAAGAAGACACCCACCCUUUAAGAAAGUGCUCAAAUCAGAUAAAUGCACAGUAGCAGUGUAGGAGGUUCAGGAAGUGUUGCAUACAUCUGUGGGUCUUUAGAUGAACUGAGAGGUAGAGGAGGAGACAGGAGUGUAUAUUUUAAUCAACUGACACUUACUCAGUCACUCAGAAUAUCAAAAUCCCAUUUAGUGAAAUGGAUUUGCUCACUGUGAUUAGUUGGGACAGUCAGUCAGCCAGUCCAGUAGAAGGCUUGAGGAUGGCAGUGACAUACUAGUGUAAUGGCCAGUGCUUGUGGGUGUGUGUGUAGUCACUGCUGCUGCUGUCUUGUGUCUGAAGUUAGCAAGUCAGAUGCCAUGCUGUCAUUUGUUCAAGCAGCAGUGUAUGAGUGAAACUGAGUCAGUAACACACAGGAACUUCAGUUGUGGGAGAGGAACGUUUGAUUUGAACCCUCUGGUGAAGUGAAGGACACAAGAAAGACUGUAUACACACAUCUACCUCCCUCAAGUUAUUAGCGUCUUUUUAAGUUACUCGGUAGCAAGUUUCUGGGUGUUUCUGGGUGUUGUCCUUCGUGAUGCAGUGACUGUAGCAAAUCUUGGUUUUAUUUCAUUAGCUUUCAGUUUCAUUUGGCUGUGCUAUGUUGUGUGUAUGUCAGAAACAGUAAUUGCAUAUAAAUGUGCCUCAUAUAAAAGACUUAUAUAUUGUAACACCAGAGUAUGUGUGUGCAUGUGUGGGGAAUUUUGAUACCUGUACAUUAUCAGUGCUGUACCAUGGGAGGGAGUUGAGGGAGCUGUGCAAGGGCAGAGUUUGAGUAAAGAGAGGAUUCCUACAGUACAUAACACAUCUGCUGGGAGUGUAUUGCUUAUGCACUAAUGCCAAAAUACCACAAGGAGUCAGUUUUAUAUAUAUAUAUAUAUAUAUAUAUAUAUAUAUAUAUAUAUAUAUAUAUAUAUAUAUAUAUAUAUAUAUAUAUAUAUAUAUAUAUAUAUAUAUAUAUAUAUAUAUAUUAGAAUUAGCAGAAGUAUCAUCUCAUCUGUUAUCUCAGAAGGCACACACACACAGGAAAGCACUAUAACCUCUUGCAAAUUUGAUUAUAGAUGGUUGGGGGGACUGAAUCUUUAGUCCUAAGUCCAUAUAACUUUUCAUCCUCAGUCACUAUGCAUUGCUUCCUGAGUGUGCAGAGUGAAGCAUGUCUCUGCUCCCUCUGUGCCGCCACUGACAACUCAAGCAGAGGUGUCAGCCAAGGGAUGGGGACAACUUCUGCAGGAAUCUUCAUAUGUAGAUAAAAUAAGACAAGUUUUUAGGAUAUUUUUUAGGAUUUUUUUCUUUUUGGGAUGUUUUCAAAUGACUCCUUGUUUAGGAAGGUCAUUUUUAUUAUUAGUGGUAUGCUAAGACUGCACACACAUAUGUAUUUAAAUUUUCUGUCUUAACAUAAAAUGAUCUUUUUAUCCAGUGGAGUUUUUGAAGGGAGUCAGUAAUCUUUUGUUUUGUAAAGACAAGACAAAAAAGCAACAUGUUGGUGCUAUGAGUGAUUCUUUUAGGUUGUGACACAAGGAUACGUUUCACUUUGUAGAAUGUAGUGGUUUUAGUGGUAGAUUUAUAUAUAUGCAUGUGGCUACCUUUGGUUAUGACAGGUGACCACGCCAAGACUUGCACGUGCUCUUCGCUGUGCACCGAUACAGUGUGUCAGGGAGUGCUUGUGAAAUUACAGCCUGUGUUCUUAAGCAUUUCAGCAUCUUACCUACUUACAACAGGCUUCAGUGUCACUUGUCAGGGUGUUUUUCACAAUUCCAAUGGUGGUUUAGCUGGAUUCUACAUUACUAGUAGGGAAAAACACCAUGAGAACCUGACUGAUCUCAGUGGCCUUUGAAAAUAGUCGUGGUGAGAGCCUGGAGUGGUUAGGAAUGCUGUUGUGUUACUCGUGCAAUGCAUCUAGACCUGCUGGGGUUUUCUCAUGAAAUGUGUGUGUGCAAUAUACUCUUAUUAAUUUGAGUGGUUGGCAGCUAUUUUUGUGCAGUGUUUCACUCAAAAGUUACUGCUGUUACUCUGGAAAAUAUUUGCAGACAGUUAGUCUGUUGAUUUUUAUGACUGGCAGCUAUUUCCAUGCAAUGUUACACUCCAAAAUUAGCAGAAAGUUAGUCUAUUAAUUUUGGUGAUGAACAGUUAUUUCCUUGCAAUGCUUCACUCACAAAAAAUAUAAGCAGAAAUCUUAACGCAACAAAUAUGCACGAAAGAAAGUCGGAAAACAAAAUAUUUAUAAGUACCAACUUGCCAUUUGUGACGCUAUUGUUUCCACUGUCUCGUCUGUUUACUGAUAAUGUCUAAGUUUUGUACAUGCGUGCCGAUAUUACAUGUGGCUAUUAUGCUUCUCAAAUUUCAUAACACUAUUCUUCAAGAUUUGUACAUGUGACUAGUUUAGCUCACAGGUGUGGGAGUGAGUGAGGAUGCAAUGGCGUUAGUAGUAGAAACAGGCCAGCUACCUUCUGUCUCACUAGUGGCACAGAGUAUACAAUAACACAGGUACACUGUAUUUAGCAUCAUCCACAGACACUACAGGAUUGAAUAGGAUAGAGGAAGAGGCUGGCUUUACUUGCCUCACUGAUGAAAUUAUUCAAAAUCUAGGAGCAGAAGUCAUGUAGUGCUCUUUUCUGCUCUUCAUUCACAAAAUUAACCAGUACUUACAGUCCCCAUGCCAUCAAUUAAAUAUUUAUUCCUCUUUAUUACUCCUCAUUCACAAAGUUACAAAUCCUUACAGUCCCUGAGUUCUGUCAUGCCCUUUUCUGUUCCUCAUUCACCAAAUCAGCAGCGGUUGCAUUCCCUGUGUCGCCAGUGUGAUGAGAGGUGGCGGUGUGUUUCUGAUCAGUAGUGUCCCUGACAUUGGUUCUUGGGGAAGGGCGCCACACUACCUCAAGGGAACCAGAGAGCAUGUACUGUGUGUCGUGUGGAAGCUGAGACCCUGUGCUCUGUUGUGAUGGAUGAAAGGUUAGUGAUAAGUCCUUUCUUACAAUUUUUGGUACUUUUGUGAAUCAUAGUAAAACAGAUGAAUUAUUCUAUAAGCUAAAUAGACGCUAAGCCAUGUUGCUUCAUUGUUAUUGUACUGUUUAUAUAAGUAUACUGUAGUGAAGAAAACCAUCCUGUAAUUCCCAUAUACAGUAGUGAGGGAGAGUGAGAGGGGCCGAGAACACCUGUAACGGUAGUAGGGUUCGGCGUUGAUGUUGUUAUUUACAGUAGAUGAUGUAAUGCAUGGUGGGUGUGUGAGUGUGUGGUGUAGUGUGGGGGACUAGCAUUCAUUGGUACGUGACUCAUCUGGGGACCUACUGAGAGGCACAUCACUGGAAGCUCAUAGGGUCACUUUCUUAAACAUUCCAGCAUCUCUUUGACUAUUUUCAAGAAUAGUGGAAGUUAAUUAGAACCUGACUAGUCAUCUCUGUGACUUUCAAAAAUAAUCGUUAUGAGAGAACAAUGUUUAAGAUCACUGGCCUUUAUCUUCCAUGUGUUGUGGGAAGCCCAGUAAUGAAGGCAUCUAUAGGUGUGUCAGAGAAGGAUUGCUAGUGUCCUGUCCACUUAUUCUAGGUAUUAAAAGGGUGACCUCAUGCUGUUAAAAGUCCCAAGUGGCAGAGAGAGGUGUGAUACAACCUGUUCACAAAGUUGUUAUAAAAGAUAUUACUACUUAAUACACUAGACAAUUCACCUUCCUUAGUCUGUUGUUGGUGCCGGCAAGGAAUCUAGUCACUCGUUGUUGAGAUUUCUGUCUCCAUUGUUGGAUCAAGUAGGUCGUAGAACAUUCAUAAAAAGUUGUAGUUUUGUAAUGGAGAAUUUCUUAGACUUAUUUCAUGAAAAUGCAAAAAAACAAACAUGAGGUGACUUUAGCUUUAAGUUUUGGCUGUUCUGAAAAUUUAAUGUGAUGGAAUAAUAGUAGAGAGAGAUGAGGAUAAAGAUGGAUAAAAAAAAGAGUUAUGAGGUCAUGAUGGCUACAGUAGUGACCUGUGGUGGAACAAUAGGAGAGAGAGAACUGUGAUUAUGAGGUUCACUGUCGUUUUAGAGAACAAAUCAUUUAUGAGAUCAUGGCAGCUACAGCAGUGACCAGUGACUGAACAGUAGGAGAGAGAGAGAGAUUGGGAUAAGGAUGGACUAAAACAUAGAAAACUGUGAUUUUAGGUAAUUGACUAGAGUUAUAAAGUCAUUGUAGCUACAGUAGUGAUCAGCGACCUUCAGUAAGUACUUUCCCGAGAGCAUGCCUGGUGUCUGUACAGUGAGAGGGAGAGGUGCAUGAGUCAGAACCAGAUGCAAGAACACUUAAGGAAUGUUACUACACAACCUCGCACCACCACACAGUUGGAGGGUUGGGAAGACCAGUGUAGUGCUAGGAAUUGAUGCACUAAAGUUUACCGUCAAGUGGUGGGGGAAGGAAGGAAGGAAGGAUAGAUGAGUGAGUUUGAUGUUGUUGUGCCAUAUCACUUAUUUAGUUUUGGAGAGGACGGGAGGGAUAGACAGAUGUCUGGUGUCGUAGAGAAAGGGUUUACCAUUCAUGUGUUUUGACGGAAAGUGUUUAUGAUUUUAGUUUUGUUAGAAUCUUGCAAUAUUGGAUCCGUUUGAAAGGCUGACGUGAAUUCACCGUAACUACUGUACAUCUGGGGGGAAUAAAGUGAGUGUUGACAUUUGGAGUUGUAUAGUGUUACUCACCUUCUCCUCAGGGACUGCUCUUGUAAAUUGUUAGUUAGUCUUGAGGGAUUAGAGGAGCCAGCGAGAGUAACCAAGUGAGGAGCCACAAGCAGAGCCACAUCAAGGCAUCCCUGUGUCUGUUAUGUUGAUUUUUCUGUCAGUCUUCUGCAGUGGUGUAUUUAUAAGGAGUAAGCCAAGCAUAUGUAUUUAACCUGUAUUAAACAAGACAGUGAUAGUAUCUGCCAUUUAUUAGACAAGACAUUGAUGUUAUGUACUUAUAUUACUCCCUUCUUGUGGGUUUCUAUUUACUUAACCCCAAAUGACUGUUUUUAACUUUUCUCUUGGGUCUUGUUUUCCACAUUUGGCAAGGAAUAUCUUGUGGAAGUGACACAUUGGCUUCCCAACCUUUACCUGACCAACCAUACAUGUUUAUAAGAGGAAGGCAUUUCUUGGUUGGUAGCUUUUAACUUUUGAUAAUGGAGAUGUAGCCUGUAACUAAAUAUCUCAACAUGAACUUACUAAUCCACUUCAGACUUAGUGUACAAUUUGAACUUCUUUAUAUUUCCUCUUGGUUCUUAUGUGGGUGUUGCUUGUGGCGUCUCUUGAGUGUGAGAUGGACACCACAGAUCAUUCCCAGGACACAGAGAAGCUUGGCCUGUCAUAAGUAUUACUGGGGAGCUAACCUGACCAAGCAGACAUUCCAUAUUACAUGUAGUCAUUCACUGUAGCUUUUACAAGAAUAUAAUUUUCCAGGAAGCUUAGGAAAUAUGUAGCAUAGUAUUUACAGUUACUAAUAAAGCUCUUUACUCCUC